CCUAAAAACCAGUUUUUUUUUCAAGUCUCUUGGUUUCUCGCCAAUCAAAGGCCCCCCCUUCUUAUAAAACUCGCUGGAUUCCGCUCGGGAUGGGGUCACGGACCGGCUCCUGUCGAUAUCCAAAGUUGGAAUCAUCGGAAGAACUCCUGCCCAUGGUCAAGAGUGCAGAUGCGCAGAUCCACGCUUUCGUGAACGAGACAUGAUAAAACAAUGAGCACCUUCAUCUCAGGCCUCUCCUCUAAUGGCGGUUUUCUGGGACCGCCGAUGUUUGCAACUCUGCCACCAUUUCUCCAGUAAGAUGCGUCCAUCCCCCUUCCUCUUCAUCCGAUUAUUCACAUCUCAGGAGCUUCACCCGACAUUUCCGUUUCCUUCUCAUGGUACCUAUAAGAACUCAAAAUAUGGGGAACCUAAUCUCACAACCAUUCUCAUUGAUCAGCUUUUGCCUUCACCUUGUUGUUCGCUGCCUUCCACUUCUCACUCAUUGGCGCUUACUCGAGUGGAGCAAAAUCGCAUCCUAAUGGGUUUGUCCAGAAUGGUGAAAACAGGCAGGCUCUUCCUUCUCAGAAGGUUCUUUUCCUAUCUGGAGCUUUCUCUCCUUGCAGAUAUCAUGAAGUUUCUAGCAAAGCACAUAGAUGGGUCAUCGGCAUUUCUAUUCUUCAAGAUGGUCUUCAAGUGCCAUUUCCCGUGCUUCUUUCAGGACUGUUGCAUCCUUGCUCAUCAUCUUUCUAGGAAAGGAAUGAAAUUGCUCUGUCAAGACGUGCUCUCUUACAUGGUCGGGCGAAGCAUAGGUGAUAAUGCUUGUGACUUUUUUGAGUUUCUUUGCGCAACUUUCGAUUUGUAUGGUUCGGAUGUAUCUGUGUAUGAUUCGCUUCUUAGAGCCUAUGUGCGUGCUGGAUUGGUUUCAAUGGCAGUCGAUACACUCAGUAGGAUGAGGAAUAUAGGAGUUAUGCCCAGCCCGUCUGGCCUUAGCAUCCUUAUUAGUUCUCUGUUCAAGUUGGGUGAUUGUGCCGCUGCCUGGAGAUUGUUUAGGGAUAGUUUGGCUAAAGGACCUCAGCCUAGCAUUCGCACUUUGAAUAAUAUCAUUCUUGGUUCAUGCGGAAAUGGCGAUUUGGAAAGAGGGAAGAGCCUUUUGGCAGUUAUGCAUAAGUAUGGCUGUCAUCCUGACGCUUUCACUUUUAAUAUUGUUAUUAACUCCUGCUGCACUGGUGGUCGUAUGUCAGAUGCUUUUGAUUUAUUAAGUUUUAUGAGAAGUAGUGGCUGCAAUCCAAACACGAUUACAUAUAAUACAUUACUAAAUGGAGCUUGCAAAAGAGGCAACAUGGCUGAAGCGAGAAAAAUAUUUGACAGGAUGACACUAGAAGAGGGGAUUUCACCUAAUGCUGUCACAUACAACACGCUCCUUUGUGGCUAUUGUAAAGUUGGUGACAUUGAUGAGGCUAACGCUAUAUAUGUUGAAAUGCUUGAGAAAGGCCUUUCACCCGAUAGUUUUACUUUCAACAUUCUGCUCUCCGGUUGUAGCAAAUUUGGGAAGAAAGAGAAUGCGGACAGAGUUUUAAGGAAUAUGCUGGAAAGGUGUGUUCCUCCUGAUUCUUGCACGUUCAAUACACUAAUUUGUAGGUGCUGCUGGACAGGACGAAUGGAGGAAGCUAUCGAACUUUUCCACUACAUGAUAGAUAAGGGUGUUUCCCCGUGCCUGGUCACGUUUAAUACACUUAUUGCAGGUUAUGCCAGAGGUGAGCAAGUAGAAGAGGCUUUUGCUGUGUACCAGGAGAUGCUGAGGUUUGGAUGUCAACCAUCACAUGUUACCUAUAACUCGCUGCUGAUGAGCUUGUGUAGGAAAAGCAAAAUGGAUGCUGCUGUCGAACUUGUGUCAGAUAUGUUUGACAAGGGGUGGCAUGCUGAUAAAGUUGCUUUUACAAUAAUGAUUGAUAAUUAUUUUCGACUAGGGGAUGCUGCAAAAGCCUUUAAUCUCUGGAAGAAGAUGGAAGAUGAAAAUGUCUUUCCGGAUGUCAUUGCUUAUACCGCUUUCAUCAAUGGCCUUUGUAAAAUGAAUUGCAUGACUGAAGCAUUUCAGUACUUUCUUCAGAUGUCAAGAAGAGGCCUUGUGCCCAACAAUUAUACGUAUAAUGCUCUGAUCGAUGGGUACUGUAAGAUUGGCAACUUAUCUAAGGCACUUGACUUGGAGACUGAAAUGAAGAACAAAGGACUUCUGCCUGACUUGUUUACAAAAAAUAUCAUCAUUAAUGGCCUCUGUAAGGUGGGCAAACUUAAGAUGGCAAAGACCACAUUUAUUCAUUUGCAUAAUGAUGGCCUAGCCUCUGAUAUUGUCACCUACAAUACUCUUAUUGAUGCUUACUGUAAGGCAUCUGAUAUGGUUAAUGCAAUGGAGUUUGUGAACAAAAUGUCCUUUGAUGGGUGUUGCCCUGAUAUUGUUACGUACAAUAUAUGGAUUCAUGCACUUUGCAAUAGCUAUAUGACAGCUCAAGCCUUGAAGAUGCUUGAUGAAGUUGUUUCACUAAGCAUUGCCCCAAACACGUUUAGCUACAAUACCAUCCUGAAUGGUAUCUGCAAGGAUGCACUUGAUAGGGCUCCUAUCGUGUUUGGUAAACUGCUGAAGUUGGCCUUUGUUCCAAAUAUUGUUACAGUAAAUGUGUUACUUACGCACUUCUGCAAACAAGGCAUGCCUUCAAGGGCAUUAAAAUGGGCAGAGAAGUUGAGUCAGCUGCCUAUUGCCUUCGAUGGUGUUACUCAUAAUAUUCUAGAAAUGGCCCAGGUUUCUGAGUACAGAGUUGAUGAAAAGUCAAAAAUUACAAUCAAAUGUUUAUUUUUGGAUUUUUUAAUGCAUCUUACCUUUCAACUGUUAUUGGCAGAAAGAAGACAUAAAGAAGAGACAAGGAAAGAAAAUAACUUGUCAAUUGUUUUAUCUGGUGGCAGUAUAUUGAGUGGCUAACUAUCUACAAUCUGAGAGUUUAACCCACAGUCUGGCAAAGCUGAUGAAUUGAAAUUAAAGAAACUAGCGUACAGGAGCUUGAAACCCUAUCUGCAGAGAUGGUUGCACUCUGUAGCGUUUCAUAUAAGAAUUUAAUAUCUCGCUGUAUUUCAGGGUAGAUAAUUCUGUUGGAUAAUUUCCUGAAGAACCCAUUAAUAAAGUUUACUUGGUUAAGGUUAUGAGUUUCGACAUAUUGUCUUCUGCAAAGUUGAUGGUUUUUCUACACCCUUUGACAGCCAACAUGUCAAACGGAUUCUCCCUGAUGACAAGAUAUGCCCCCUGGAAUCUGAAAGAGCUGCAGCUGCUUCUUCUAGGGGUUGAACGAAGUGAUUGGCAGAUUUAGCUUUGUUCAGUGUGACAGGAGAAGCGGUUCAAGGAAGAAAAUAUCCAUAUAGCAUCUUAUUGUGCCAAGGGUAUCCUCUUUGUUGAUAUUUACAAUUCAAAACGUGAGCAUCCAAAGUACCAUAGAUGAUGAUGAUGUUCCUUUAACAGCUCCUUUGGUCUUCCAGCUUGUUGGUUAUGUCAAGAAACAGAAAAGAGUAAACAGCAUUUCCUUCUGGCUGCUUGACGCUCCUCCUGGGCAUGUUGCUCUGGCAUGCAUUGCUGGCAAGGUUCCUCCAAAAGCAGAUGAAUCCCACUGUAUGAUGCAUGCAGAGUGACAUCUUCUUCGGUGACCAAUGUCCUGAAGACAGUAUCUAGGAGUCAUCUGAACUUAGACAUAUAUGAACCAUUUAGCCAUUGGACACCACAUGAUAAAGUAGUGAAUUAAAGUCAUAAAGGAUUUGUGCUGACUGAUAGCUGCAAAUGCAUGUCAUUUUCAAUGCAGAAGCGAAUUCAUUUUUCAUAAUUCCUUGAUGACCAUAGUGGAAAGGUCUGGAGAAUUAAUAAAGGAAAUAGGAGGGUGUGUGCUACUGUGUUUAUGGAGGACAGAAAUAGCUGGAUUGAAACGUCCAUGUACCUUGGUCCAGCCAGUGUGUAGCCGAGUCUUUAUGUGGAUGACAGCUGGUUUGGUGAUUACGUAGGAUGAUAUGUGUAUCAUACAAUGAAAGGUAUUCUGAACUCAUCUAUGAGCUUCUCAUCAGUUGUGAAGUCAUUUAAGACCCAAAUGAUUACUGGGAGCCUUUUAUGGAGACUGUGGAUGGUAUUACAAGGUAAUCUUGCUUCUCUAAAUGAUGUUUCCAUGUUUCUAGUUCAUAUUGAUCAAUGCGUCUUGAUCCUUGGGAUAUAAUUUAGGUGCCAGUGUUUCUCGAAAGCGUAAAAUCCCAAUCUUGAACUUUUCUUCAGAUACCAGUAUGAUAUAAUUGCACCUGGUAUGUCCUCCCAGCUACAAAUGGAACUUGGGGUUAAAUUUGUUGGUUUCAAAUAUGUACCCAUUCUGCAAGCUUAUGCAAGUCGGUAUAGUCGUACUUAGAUUAAUAUAUCCUACAAGGUGAUGGAAUGUCAUUAAUGUCAUUUUAAUCGAUCAAUUUAUCUGCUUUCUUUAAUUUUUAUCAUAUGUUUUUAUAUGAUCCUUUUUCAUGCUUGCUACAUUUGGCAGCAAUAGGAUUCUUGCAUUUCUGGUAGGGGCUACAUAGACAUCCGUCACAAGAGGGUUUUACUGCAUUAUUCCGCAGAACAAACGUGGUAACAGACGUGUUGGUAUUUGGUCUCUCGUUUAUGUGAUUAACAAUAUGGAUGCUACGCUUGAUUUAGCAUUACAAUCAGAUAUUUCUAGUAGCCUGCCAAUAAACCAUUGCAUAGCAAUCGAGGGGGAGGGUGGAAUUCAUCACAGAAGCGUUCUUUGAAAUUCAGAUACAUGAUCCUCAAACUGGAUGGGACCAUGCAACACCACCCUUGUGACUGUUACCAUCAAACAGUAUAAAGAUGGAGUCUUCUCAGAUGGUGCUCCCUACUAUUGAGCUGCCACUUGGAUGGGAAUGGGUUGACGAUCGGAAUGUAGAUAUGUCAUCAUUAAAGAAUAUCAACGAGUGUUGUCUUCAUUAGUUCUUGAAAGUACUAAAGCGGCCUUAUUUUUUAGUCAUGAAAAAACUUUACAGCAUGUCAGACAAAGGGAGUGUCAGAUAAAAAAUAGUGCCAGUAAACAGAUCCUUGGAUUUCUGAAACCGGCAGAAAGUGUCCCAUUCUCUCUCUCUAGCCUGACAGCUCCUGGAAUGUUGGAGAUAUUGCUGAAGAGCCCUCCUGAUGCAAUCGAAUAUUCAUGGAUUUCACUCUCUCAGAGUUACAUUAAGUCAAAGUAUUACCUGUCGUCUCUCAUUGAGGCUGAGUUCCUUUGAAGAUGCAUCUUCUCACUUACACGUUGUCUAGAAAAGUGAGGAAAUGAAUGCCUUAUGCUCCAACCUCUCUUUCUCUAAUUUUUUCACCAAUUUUGCUGUAAUGAAAGUUUGUUUAAUUGGUCAGUAGUUGUGAAGUAAAUUAGAAAAGGAUAAUGCAGAAGGACAAUGGUACAAAAAAACAUGUAAGUUCUGAAGUGAAGCUUGAUGGAUAAAAAUUUCUCCAUUUUUGCUGCAA
This is a messenger RNA of Nymphaea colorata (pocket water lily), 5497 nucleotides long. Its product is annotated as pentatricopeptide repeat-containing protein At1g63080, mitochondrial-like. The record is from RefSeq and is a predicted model, not a curated record. Lineage: Eukaryota; Viridiplantae; Streptophyta; Magnoliopsida; Nymphaeales; Nymphaeaceae. The transcript has 6 exons. Bases 242 to 2950 code for a protein of 902 amino acids. Gene Ontology annotation, molecular function: protein binding.